Molecule: messenger RNA, 1935 nt
Organism: Periophthalmus magnuspinnatus
Lineage: Eukaryota; Metazoa; Chordata; Actinopteri; Gobiiformes; Gobiidae
Product: dynein axonemal intermediate chain 1-like
Exons: 18
Coding region: 1-1935 (644 amino acids)
Biological process (GO): outer dynein arm assembly; cilium movement
Cellular component (GO): outer dynein arm
Molecular function (GO): dynein light chain binding; dynein heavy chain binding
Source: RefSeq, a predicted model, not a curated record
AUGUCUGUGCCGAACGUCGCCAUCGGGGCUUCAUCUCGAAAGGACGGUUUGGAGGCCGCAGACUUUGGGGAUGAUUUCACCCACAGCACUGCAGUGAAGCCUACUGACCAGCUAGAGCUCUCUGAGGCUGAGCUGAAGGAGGAGUUCACCAGGACUCUCACAGCCAACAACCCUCAUGCCCCAGACAACAUCGUACGUUACAGCUACAAGGAGCGCACGUUCAAACAUAUCACAAUGAGCCAGCUCGCAGUUCAUUUUGUUCUGGAGCCGAGUCUGCUGCACCAGGACUCAGAGGAGGCGCAGAGGCUCAGAGCCAAGGAGACGCUCAUCGCAUCUGUGGAGGUGGAACAUGAGGCAGAGAAACCAGAGACUCCGGCCACUCCGGUGGAGGAAGGGGAGGAGCCUGCAGACGAGGACAGACCAGACAGCGCCGCCUCAAAACUAGACAAAAAAGAACCUCACAAGAAGCUCACAAACCAGUUUAACUUCAGCGAGAAAGCCACACAGACACUCAACAACUCUACACAGCGGGAGAUUUAUGAUGCAUAUGUAAAGGAGCUGGACAAACAAGAGAGAAACAAGGACAAACAGGAGAGCAAAAGAGAGGAGACCGAGAAGAGACUGACAGCAGACACACAGGGUGAUUAUCUGAACAAACUUUCCAAAGCUGCAAAGAUCAUGGAGCGGAUGGUGUACCAUAACGUAUUUGACUCAAUUCUACAUGAUUUUAAAUACUUUGAGGAUCCUGCGGACGAGGGGCGACAGGAGGGAACGCUGCUUCCUCUAUGGAACUUUCAGUUCGACAAGGCCAAGGAGCUGUCCGUCACUGCCCUCUGCUGGAAUAAGAAGUACCCCGAUCUUUUCGCCGUUGGAAUGGGCUCAUACAAGUUUAACAAUCAGUCUGGUGGGCUGCUCUUGUUCUACUCUCUGAAAAACCCAUCGUACCCGGAGUAUAUCUACUUCACAUGGUCUGGUGUCCUGUGUGUGGACGUGCAUGAGCAGCGCACCCACCUGGCAGCAGCGGGCUUCUACGAUGGCUCUGUGGCCGUAUUUAACCUUCACGUGAAAGGCCAGGCCCCCCUGUACAAGAGCACGUUCAGGAGCGGCAAGCACACCGACCCCGUGUGGCAGGUUCAGUGGCAGAACGACGACAUGGACGACAACCACAACUUCUUUUCUGUGUCGUCUGAUGGCCGUGUGGUCUGCUGGACUCUGGUCAAGCAUGAGCUGGUGCACAGUGACAUCAUCUACCUGACCGUCAGCCUGUCCGAGAAGGAGACCAUCAACGGUGCAUCUGACCCAGCUCUGAUUGUGUUUUCAGCCUGUCUCACCUCUUUUGACGUCCACAAACAAAUCGACGACCUCUUCCUUGUGGGCAGCGAAACAGGAAAGAUCUACAAGUGUUCUAAGAGUUGCUCAUGUCAGUACUUGGACGUAUAUGACGCUCAUGUGAUGGCUGUAGAUUCAGUGAAGUGGAACGAGUUUCAUCCCAAAGUUUUCAUGUCCUGCAGCUCAGACUGGACUGUGAAGAUCUGGGACCACACUGUCAGUGCUCCCAUGUUCACCUUUGACCUUCGCUCUGCUGUGGGAGACGUAUCCUGGGCCCCGUACUCCUCCACUGUGUUUGCAGCUGUCACUACAGAUGGGAUAAUCCACGUCUUUGACCUGAAUGUGAACAAAUACCAGGCUCUGUGUCAACAACAAGUCACCAUCAAGAAGCACCUGACACACGUGACCUUUAACCCCCUGCACCCCAUCCUCAUCGUGGGGGAUAACAGAGGACAUGUGAGCAGCUUUAAACUGUCUCCUAACCUCAGGAAACAGCCAAAGACGAAGAAGCACCAGGAGCAGUCUAAAGGUCCAGAGGUCGAAGUUGCCAAGAUGGAGAGGCUGCUGUCUCCGCUCAGGGACUCAGAACUUAACUCUGUGCACUAA